Messenger RNA from Drosophila rhopaloa, 1024 nucleotides. RefSeq names its product protein takeout. The transcript has 4 exons. The record is from RefSeq and is a predicted model, not a curated record. Lineage: Eukaryota; Metazoa; Arthropoda; Insecta; Diptera; Drosophilidae. The coding region runs from base 108 to 980 and encodes 290 amino acids.
AGCCGUUUGAUGUGACUGAGCAGCAGCAUUCGCAGAUACAGAUAGUAGUUACUUAUUUACAUAGAUACUUGACUACUUAAUUAUUGGGCACUCGCUAGAACGGCAGCAUGAGCAGCACGCGCAAUGGACGCAGAUCGCCUCGCAUUUGGGGUGUAAUAAUUGCAAUAUUGUGCCUGAACGGGAUCGCCUUGGUCAUGGCGUGCGUUUCAGCCGUUGCCUUUUACACCGAGAAGCCUGCCUUUCUGCCCUCUUGUCGGAUUUACGAGCCUGGCUUUACAAAGUGUUCUACAAAUAGCAUACAAAAACUUCUUGAUCAGCUGAACAUUGGAAUACCUGAGGUGGUCGAGCGGUUCGGGCCCUUCGAUCCCAUGCGAGUGAGGGAUAUAGUGUUCAAGCAGGACAACAACGAAGUCGCCACCAUCAGGGCCAAUCUAACUGAGCUGGUGGUCAAGGGGUUUGCCAAGACAAAGGUCAAGGAGAGUCGCGUCAGUAAGAAAGACUUUGGCUGGCAGACCAAAAUAUUUCUGCCCAAAAUGAGACUGGAUGGAAAGUAUGAAAUGGCUGGACGUAUACUUCUCAUACCGCUAAGUGGCUCUGGAAAAAUAUUCAUUGAAAUCGAUGAUCUUGACAUUUUGCUACUAACAAAAACUCGAUUAUAUGAAAAGGGCGGUUUCACCUUCGACAACGUGACUGCGGUGCGUGCCCAACUAAAUCUGACUAAGGUGCGCACCUACCUGGAUAACUUAUUUAAUGGGCGAAGCAAGGAGGUCGAACGAAGUACCAACCAAUUCUUCAACGAUAACUGGCGCGAUUUCUACGAGGCUCUUAAACCGCUUAUCGUUGAGACGGUUGAAAACAUCCUCUUCGACGUAAUGUCCACUGUUUUCCACCUCAUACCGGCAAACUUUUUCGUAGAGGACAUACCAACGCCUCAGCAACUAUAUGGUCCCAAGGAAGCAGUCGCUAAAAAGCAUAGUUGAAUAAUACAAAUUGACGUUCAUUCACAGAAUGCCAUCGGAAUUAU